Arachis ipaensis is the source of this 1339-nucleotide messenger RNA. The record is from RefSeq and is a predicted model, not a curated record. NCBI's taxonomy places the organism in Eukaryota, Viridiplantae, Streptophyta, Magnoliopsida, Fabales, Fabaceae.
AGACUAGAAGUCGCUGUGCAUCCUUUCACUCUCGUCGGAGUUGCUGUGCCUGUGCAUUGGAGUUGUUGUGCAUUCUCGAUUUGUCGCCAACUCGCCAUUUCUGCCGGAGAAGACAUAAUCAGUGGACGACGCGGUGGUGGUGCUGAUUCUGAUUCUGGAGACACAGAUUACCAGUCUCUGAGGAUCCCAAGGUUCAGGUGCACACCAACUGUUCGAUCAUUGAACCUGUUGCUUUCAUUGCUCUGUAGGAGGCCCAAGUGGAUUGGGAUGGUGCCGAAUGUACUGCUGAAGAGCCAGCACAUGAGCGUUCGCUUCGAGGAAUCCACGUUUCGGGUUUUGAUUAAGGCACUGUGUGGGAUGAAGAUGGUGGGUUAUGCUGUUAAGAUGAUGAAAAUUAUGAUUCAUGAUGGGUUUAGUUUGGAUGCGGAGAUAUGUUCUUCGAUAAUAUCUUCAAUGUGCAAACAAAGCGAUUUGACUGGCACAGAUGCUUUGGUUGUUUGGGGUGAUAUGAAGAAACUAGGAUUUUCACCUGGUGUAAUGGAUUAUACAAAUUUGAUGAGGUUCUUGGUGAAGGAAGGGAAGGUUAUGGAUGCUUUUGAGAUUCUGAAUCAGAUGAAAAAAGAUGGAAUCAAGCCGGACAGUGUUUGUUACACCAUUGUUAUGAAUGGAACUGUAAAAGAAGGUGAUUAUGUGAAGCUAGAUGAACUCUUUGAAGAAAUGCUGGUACUGGGGAUAAUCCCUGAUGUUUAUACUUAUAAUGUGUAUAUAAAUGGUUUAUGUAAGCAGAAUAAUUUAGACGACGCACUUAAGAUUGUUGCUUCUAUGGAAGACUUAGGUUGCGAACCAAAUGUUGUUACUUACAAUACUUUAUUGGGUGCAUUAUUUAUGGCUGAUGAUUUAAGUAAGGUUAGAGGAUUAGUGAAAGAGAUGAGAUUGAAGGGUAUUGAGAUGAACUUGCAUACAUAUAGGAUCAUUCUUGAUGGUUUUGUUGGUAAAGAUGAGAUUCAAGAAGCUUGUGUUUUGCUUGAGGAAAUGUUGGAGAAGUGUUUUUAUCCAAGAUCUUCUGCAUUUGAUGAUAUCAUAGUUCAGAUGUGCCAAAAGGGUUUGAUUACUGAAGCACUUGAACUGGUGAAGAAAAUUGCUGCAAAAAAAUUUAUUCCUGGUGCUAGAGCUUGGGAAGCAUUGAUUAAUUCAACUUCUGAGCUUUCAUAUUCACAAGCAUCAUUUUCUGGCUUGUUGAGAACGCAAUAAUCUGUUAUAUGAUAAAAAUGUUCAAUGAUAUUUAUCAUAUAUAUUGACCUGAGAUUUCAAGUCCAUAAUCUAAUUAGGUUUGAUUUAA